GCAAGUUGCAUUAUCUACCCAGGGUUAAAAACUUGGAUUUUGGCCUAUAAAUGGAGGCAUUAGGGACACCACACACAGCAAUAAUAGAAACGAUGGAGGAGAAGAGCAGCCAUGCCAAGAGACAAAAAGGUGGCAUGAUCACCAUGCCCUUCAUAUUUGCAAAUGAGAUCUGCGAGAAGUUGGCCGUGGUGGGGUUUGGUGCUAAUAUGAUUACCUACUUGACAACGCAACUGCAUAUGCCAUUAACACAAGCUGCUAACACUCUCACCAACUUCGGAGGAACUGCUAGUUUAACACCUCUCAUCGGAGCCUUCAUCUGUGACGCAUACGCCGGCCGCUUCUGGACUAUAGCAGUUGCUUCCAUCAUCUAUCAAAUGGGAAUGAUUUCUUUAACACUGUCAGCAAUUCUUCCACAGCUGAGGCCGCCGCCGUGUGAAGGUGAACAAGUGUGCCAACGGGCAAACACUGAACAGCUCACAGUUUUAUAUGCAUCUCUCCUCCUUACAGCUCUCGGGUCGGGUGGAAUCCGACCCUGUGUGGUGGCAUUCGGGGCGGACCAGUUUGAUGAGAAAGACCCGAAACAAUCGUCAAAGACUUGGAAAUAUUUUAAUUGGUACUAUUUUUGUAUGGGGGCCUCCAUACUUGUGGCUGUGACAGUGAUUGUGUACAUUCAAGAUAACAUUGGAUGGGGCUGGGGCCUGGGUAUCCCAAGUGCUGCAAUGUUCAUUUCAAUUAUUGUAUUCAUUUUCGGGUACCCGCUUUACCGGAACUUAGAUCCAGCUGGGAGCCCAUUUACCCGAUUGAUACAAGUAUGUGUGAGUGCGUUUAGAAAGAGAAAUCUGGGUAUGGUUUCUGAUCCAAAAUUGUUGUACCAGAAUGAAGCGCUUGAUGCCUCCAUUUCUGUUGGUGGAAAGCUUCUCUAUACUAAACAUUUUAAGUUUCUCAGUAAAGCAGCGAUUGUGACUGAAGAAGACAAUCUGAAAUCUCCCAAUCUAUGGAGAUUAAACACAGUCCACCGCGUGGAAGAGCUAAAGUCAGUGAUCAGAAUGGGACCAAUUUGGGCAGCAGGAAUUCUCCUAAUCACAGCAUAUGCACAACAAGGCACGUUCUCCUUGCAACAAGCCAAAACCAUGGACAGGCACCUCUCAAAAUCCUUCCAAAUCCCCGCCGGCUCCAUGUCUGUCUUCACCGUGGUCUCUAUGCUCUCUACAAUCGCUUUUUACGACCGAAUAUUAGUCCCCAUCACCCGGAAAUUCACUGGCCUCGACCGCGGCAUCACCUUCUUGCACCGCAUGGGAAUAGGCUUUGUCAUAUCAAUAUUAGCCACUUUUGUUGCUGGCUUCGUUGAAGUGAAGAGAAAACAAGCAGCAUUGGCACACGGGCUCGCUGAUAAGCCUCAUACAGUUAUUCCCAUUUCAGUAUUUUGGCUUGUUCCUCAAUAUAGUCUUCAUGGAAUAGCUGAAGCCUUUAUGUCAAUUGGUCACUUGGAGUUUUUUUAUGACCAAGCACCAGAAAGCAUGAGGAGCACUGCCACUGCAUUAUUUUGGACCGCGAUUUCAGCUGGGAAUUAUAUUAGUACACUUUUGGUGACACUGGUGCACAAGUUAAGUGCAAAAGCUGAUGGAUCGAAUUGGCUGCCGGAUAAUAACUUGAACAAGGGAAAACUGGAGUACUUCUACUGGUUGAUCACAUUGAUGCAAGCUGUUAAUCUUAUUUACUAUAUAUUCUGUGCCAAGAUGUAUACUUAUAAACCCCUUCAGAUCCAUAACAAAGAAACUGACCCUGAAGAUGGAUUAGAGCUUGAGAGCAAGGCAUAAAUAUGCAGCUUCAUGGCAUAAUUAGGAUUUUAAGUAGUUAAUUUAAUGUAGAAAACUUGUGGCUAAUGUAUUUUCUAAAUAAUAUGCAUGUAAAAUUAUCACAUAGAAAUAAUUAGUCUAUCUGGUUGACCACCCUGAAA
This is a messenger RNA of Mangifera indica (mango), 1957 nucleotides long. Its product is annotated as protein NRT1/ PTR FAMILY 3.1. Gene Ontology annotation, molecular function: transmembrane transporter activity. Gene Ontology annotation, biological process: transmembrane transport. The record is from RefSeq and is a predicted model, not a curated record. The transcript is spliced from 4 exons. The coding region runs from base 51 to 1817 and encodes 588 amino acids. Lineage: Eukaryota; Viridiplantae; Streptophyta; Magnoliopsida; Sapindales; Anacardiaceae. Gene Ontology annotation, cellular component: plasma membrane.